This is a messenger RNA of Synchytrium microbalum, 2982 nucleotides long. RefSeq lists its product as uncharacterized. The record is from RefSeq and is a predicted model, not a curated record. Gene Ontology annotation, cellular component: GPI-anchor transamidase complex. Bases 1 to 2982 code for a protein of 993 amino acids. The transcript is spliced from 15 exons. Gene Ontology annotation, molecular function: GPI-anchor transamidase activity; RNA binding; translation initiation factor activity. Gene Ontology annotation, biological process: proteolysis; formation of translation preinitiation complex; translational initiation. Lineage: Eukaryota; Fungi; Chytridiomycota; Chytridiomycetes; Synchytriales; Synchytriaceae.
AUGCAGCUAUGCUAUGCAUUACCGAUUGGAAUUAUUCUCUAUCUCGCGCAAUGCGCAAGUGCAAGUCUGGACAAGACUCAAGGAAGCAAUGUUGAACAUUUGAGCAAGACAAUUUGGCAAGAUGUAAACAAUAGAGAGAUCGCACUUGACGGCUUCUUUUCUAGAAGUGGACAUACGAAUAAUUGGGCUGUACUGGUUGACACGUCGCGUUAUUGGUUCAACUAUCGCCACAUCGCAAACACUCUGUCAAUGUAUCGAACUGUAAAGAGACUAGGAAUACCAGACUCCAACAUUAUUCUCAUGCUGGCCGACGAUGUUGCCUGUAACGCACGCAACAGAUUUCCAGCCACAGUCUUCAACAACAAUGCCAAAAAGAUUGAUUUAUAUGGUGCUAAUAUUGAAGUCGACUAUCGAGGAUAUGAAGUCACUGUCGAGAACUUUAUUCGAUUGCUUACCGGACGUGUUCAUCCAGACAUGCCACGCUCAAAACGAUUGCUGACUGAUGAUCGAAGUAAUAUUAUGGUGUUUCUGACGGGACAUGGCGGAGACGAGUUUCUAAAGUUUCAGGAUACCGAGGAGAUAUCAAGUCAUGAUAUUGGAGAUGCUUUUGCUCAAAUGUGGGAGAAGAGAAGAUAUCAUGAGAUACUCUUCAUCGCAGACACAUGCCAAGCCACAUCACUAUUCUCUCAGCUCCAUUCUCCAAACAUUUUGGGAACGGGAUCAUCACUAACUGGUGAAAACUCGUAUUCACAUCACGCAGACAAUGAAAUUGGUGUUGCUGUUGUGGACAGUUUCACGCAUUUCAAUUUGGAAGUAUUGGAGAGAUUAGGCCCAGAAGACCAAUCUACUCUGGCGGUCUUGUUUGCAACGUAUGAUCCAAGGUUGAUUCAUUCUCAUCCUGGGUUUCGAGAGGAUUUGUUCCCACGCGGUAGAGAGAAGUCGCUUGUGACGGACUUUUUCGGUAGUGUUCAGAGUGUCGAAUUGAUUGAGCACACAUAUUCCCUAUCAGAAGACGCGUCUAUAGAGGAAGCGAUAGUCCAUAACGACUCGAUACAGGCAGAAGAUACGGCCUCGGCGCCGUUAAAAGAGCUCUUGACGGUAUCCGUCCCCAAGCUCUCAUCUGCAUCGAAUCGGCUAGAAGCCAUGUUCCGCAAGAAUUUGCAACAAAUCAAGUUCAAAUCGCCGUUGAGAUCUUCUGAUCGCCGAAAGCUUCGACAAGAAAUCCUAUCGCUCUUCCCUUCAAUAACAGAGGAACAGUUAGCAUCCAUACUACCAGUAAAGGAAGGAAAAGAUGGAGAAGGAGAGAUCAUAGUCGUCAAGUUAGUGACAAGUGCUGGAGAGAAUGGUGUCGCCUAUUUGAUUGAUUCUCAACCGAGUUUCUUUCGAAUUGAUGAUUUGCCCUUGCUACCCACUUGCUAUACGUGUUGGAAACUCCCACAUAUCAUGCCCACACUCGCAACGCAUCGGCCAGUGUUGAAGCGAUUAAUGGAAGGUGCUGAUCUCAUGCUUCCUGGUGUCAUCGUGCAACCAGAAGGCUUGCCAGAGUUCAACUCCAAUGCUCCUAUGUCAAUAAUAACACCACAGAGUCAUCUACCAAUGGUUGUAGGUCUCUCGUGUAUGUCGAAAGCACAAGUGCUGCAAUCAAAUAUGAGAGGACGAGGUAUAAAGGUGCUGCAUACUGUUGGUGACUCACUAUGGGCUCUAGGUAAUAAGUUUAUUCCUGCACACGACGCUUCGACAACAGCCGACGAAGAAGAUGAUGAGGUAAAUGAGGAUGCGUGGCAGGUUGAUCCUGAGGAAGAGUCAACACCUGUGGAAGUUGGAAUAGCAGAGAAACUGCCCGAGAAUUGGGAAGAUAAUGAGGUCAUUGAAAAAUCAGAGACAAUUGAUAGUCAACAGGAAGGUGAUGAGAACGAUGAGCCAGCCAUAUCGAAAAUCACGCCUGCAGAAAUGGAUAGUUUGCUCGAGACAGCUCUAUUUACAGCAAUCAAGCUUAAGGUGCCUGAAGAUCCACGAGCCUAUCCAAUAUCAGCCUCUCAACUGUACUCAGGAUACAUCUUGCCAUCCCGAAGAGCAGGGACAUCAAUUGAUAUAAAGGGAUCAACAUUCAAAAAGCUGGCCAAGUUCCUCAAAAAGUACGAGAAGGCCGGCUUAUUGAAAACAAAGGAGGUUCGAGGAGAAUUGAUGAUUACCAGUGUGGCUCAAGAUCAUAAAGAUGUCUUAUCACUGGUUCCGCCAUCCAAGCUUGCUGGAGACCAAAAGCCUCAAGCAUCGGCUGCUGUUUCCUCUUCAUCAGUAGCUUCGAGCUCAAAACAAGCAUCGUCAUCGUCUCUUUCCUCCUCUUCAAUAACCGUGUCUGACCUGUAUAAACCUCAUGGAGCCUCUGUUUUGCGUCUGUUUGGAGAAUUAGGAGUAGACAAGGAAACUCUCUUCACGGCUAAAGAAUUACGUGCUUUUAUAGAAGAGUACGUCAAAGUCAAGGAAUUGGUAGAUGUGAAAACUCCGAGAUUGGUGAAACUAGAUCCAAUCCUAUCAGAUGCUAUAUUACAAAGAGACGAAGCUAUGGAUUUGAUACCACGAGAUGCGAUACAAACUCGAUUGGCUGACAAGAUGCAAAGUUAUUCUGAGAUUACCUUUCCUGGCAGAAAUCCUGAGCUUAGGAAGGGAUCCAUCAAGCCAAUACAAAUAGUGGUAGAAAGGGUGCGAGGAACGAAAACGGUUACAAAAGUGACCAAUCUCGAGGCUUGGGAGAUUGAUCCAAAUACGUUUGGAGAUGAAAUGAAAUUGCUUUGUGCUAGUUCAACCUCAGUCACGUCGUUGCCUGUCGCCAAAACAGCCAAACCAAUAUCUGAAGUGAUGAUUCAAGGACCUAAAAGCACUGAAGUGUCGAAUUCUUUGAGGGACAAGUACGGCAUCCCGUUCCAGAAGAACGGUGACAGCAAAUAUGUGGAAAUUGAAGACAAAACUGGUAAAAAGAAGUGA